This is a messenger RNA of Entelurus aequoreus (snake pipefish), 1347 nucleotides long. RefSeq names its product BCL2 like 10 (gene bcl2l10). Gene Ontology annotation, molecular function: protein homodimerization activity; protein heterodimerization activity. Gene Ontology annotation, biological process: extrinsic apoptotic signaling pathway in absence of ligand; intrinsic apoptotic signaling pathway in response to DNA damage; regulation of apoptotic process. Bases 116 to 700 code for a protein of 194 amino acids. The transcript has 3 exons. NCBI's taxonomy places the organism in Eukaryota, Metazoa, Chordata, Actinopteri, Syngnathiformes, Syngnathidae. Gene Ontology annotation, cellular component: mitochondrial outer membrane. The record is from RefSeq and is a predicted model, not a curated record.
GACAGCAGGCGGAGUUAGACAGUCAGAAGGCAAGCCGCUUUGCUCCAGAGUGUUCCGCGUCUCCUUCCGCCUCCUCUUCCGUGCAGAGAGCCGUCUGAUUGUCGCUGGGAGGAAAAUGUCGUGCGGGCUGUGGAGCGAGACAUUUGCCCUGGCCGAGGACUACCUGGCCCUGUGCUGCAGCAGCCCCCGCGCGGCCCCUCCGUCACCGCCUCCCAGCGAGUCAGCCGCAGCCAUGAGGCGUGUGGCCCAGGACAUGGAGGCGCAGAACAAGGCUCGCUUCCAGACGCUGGCUCAGACCUUCCUCAGACAGUGUGGGCCGGACCCGUGCGCCAGUCUCAGGAAGGUAAUGGAGGAGUUGGUGGGGGACGGACUCAUGAACUGGGGGAGGGUGGUGUCCCUCUUCGCCUUCACGGGGGUGCUGGCCAGGAUGCUCCAGGAGCAGAAAGAGCAGAAGGAGAGCGCCGCCAAACCGGGGCCGGACCUCAGACGGGGACCUGAAACCUGCAGGAGGCUGGCAGAGACUAUUGCUGUUUUCCUUGGAGAGGAGAAGAAGGAGUGGCUGCUGGAGAACGAUGAAUGGGAGGGUUUCUGCAAGUUCUGCAGCAGCCGAGAUGCCAGUCAGGAUUUGUCCAUGAAGACGGCGUUGUUUGCUGCAGCUGGUGUGGGCCUGGCGGGCCUCACCUUCCUGUUAGUUCGCUAGCUACACACUUUUCUUUAUCAACAACAUGCUGCAGAAUCGAGCUGUUCCUUCUUGAAUGGGCCGAAUGUUUCCAGGCGCACACACACACACAUACACACACACACACACACACACACACACGCUAGUCUCUUGCUCCAUUCGAUUGUACAAGCGAUCCCAAUGCCUUCACACGUGUUGGAGCGACGCCGCGUGUCAACACUUUGAGUAGUGAAGCCUCCUCCAGCUUUUUGUUUGCUUUUAAACUUGAGCUGCCUUUUUUUUAGCCGUAGCUUCACGUCUUGAACUCCAGUUGUGUUCUACAAUGUAUAAAUUAAUAUAUUAUAUUUAUAACAAAGGAAACUAAGCGCUGGGCCCCCUUUUUUCUUGUUUUCCUUUGUCAUGCGUGUGUGUGUUUUGUAUUUGUGUGUUUUUAUCGGCCAGUCAGCAGAGCUGGCGGUGGCCUGACAACCACACCACGGUGCUAUUUGUUGUGAAAUGUACCUUCUUUAUUUCUUUUUUUCCAAUGUUAAACCAGGGACCAAUCAGUUGUUGGAUUGUUGAACAAAUGGUUGCUGUGGCAACACCUCCCCCCCAACACAGAUCUUGUUAUAUUUUUACAUUUUUGUUCUAUUUAUUUGUCACUGUUUUGUAAUAAAAAGGUGAACAUA